Syngnathoides biaculeatus (alligator pipefish) is the source of this 1553-nucleotide messenger RNA. RefSeq names its product apelin receptor 2 (gene aplnr2). NCBI's taxonomy places the organism in Eukaryota, Metazoa, Chordata, Actinopteri, Syngnathiformes, Syngnathidae. Gene Ontology annotation, cellular component: membrane. Gene Ontology annotation, molecular function: G protein-coupled receptor activity. The record is from RefSeq and is a predicted model, not a curated record. Gene Ontology annotation, biological process: G protein-coupled receptor signaling pathway; immune response.
GAGUUCUCGCUGCCGCCCUCGACGUACGCCACCAUGGCCAUACGGGAAGUGCUCAAGUUGGACACCAGCAUCAAGAAGCAGACGCAGCUCAACACCACCUGGUUCAACUGACACGGCACGGGCCGCCACCCACAAUAUUAGAUCAUCAGAGGAGCGGACUUCAAAUUUGAUUUGGAAGAACCUUUUAAAAUGGAGUCCAACAUGUCGGAUGCAGAGUUGUUGAGCUCCCCUUCGCCUCCCCUUUUCCUCCAAUGCGACUACACCGACUGGUUUCCCUCCUUCUCCAUAAUUCCGUCCGUCUACAUGCUCGCCUUUGUGCUGGGUUGCCUGGGCAACGGUCUGGUGUUGUGGGCCUACUUGGAUCGAGCCGACGGAAGGAGGAGUCAUCCCGGCGGAUUUCCUGGGCCCUGUUUCCGAACCGACCGGAAAAAGUGUCGGCAUCCAUCCAGAACAACCAGUUCCCGCCAGUCUCCCCGUGUCCCGUACACGCCCCGCUCCUUCACGGACUCUCAUGCUAGCUUAGCGCUAGCAGACCUCUGCUUCCUGGUGACCCUUCCACUGUGGGCUGUGUACACAGCCUUGGGGUACCACUGGCCGUUUGGGCGAACCCUGUGCCAACUCAGCAGCUUCCUGACUGCCCUCAACAUGUACGCCAGCAUCUUCAGCCUUAGCGUGCUCAGCGUGGAGCGUUAUUGGGUCCUGACCAGACACCCGCGUCGCCAGCCUUCCGCCCGGGCCCCAAGGGCGCUAGUGGCGCUGUGGGGGCUGGCCGGGGUGCUGGCGCUGCCCGCCUUGCUGCUGCGCUCCGUCCAGGUGGCCGAUUGGCCAGGGGAGUCGGGUUCUAUAGCGUGCCAGAUGGACUACUCCGUGCUGAUCGGAGAUGAGCCAGACGAGGACGAGAGAGAGCGUGCCCAGAUGUGGUGGGGGGCGAUCCUGAGCCUCAAAUCCACGCUGCUCGGCUUCCUGUUGCCCCUCGUCGUCCUGCUGGUGUGCUACUGUUCCCUGGCCCGGCUCCUCAGCAGACACUUCGGGGGCGGGCCUUGGCCCGACCCCCGGCGCCAGCGUCGGCUCCUCAGAGUUAUCGUGACUCUGGUGCUGGCCUUCUUCCUGUGUUGGCUGCCUCUGCACGUCAACAAGACUUUGUCCCUGCUCCUGGAGUUCGGAUUCUGCGCCUUGGAUCAGAUCCUGCUGGCGGCGCACCCGUACGUAACCUGCGUGGCCUACCUCAACUCGUGCCUCAACCCGCUGCUCUACGCCGCCUGCGACCAGUCGUUCCGGAAGAGAUGCAGGCGGACGCUCCUGCGGUUGUGCGGAGCAGGGAGGAGAAAGGAAAUGGAGAGAAGGGAGGAAGAGAAGGAGGACCAGGAGGGGAGCUUUGACGGCCCAGGGAGAACACAGGAGGAAACGGCAGACAAGACGCAGGAGGCAGCGGUGGUCACUGAGGAGUGAGCGGAUACAGCCAAGAUCGAAACAUAAAACAAAUUUGCAUCAUAUAGCACAAAUCCAGAACAAAUGUUGUCUCAAGGCACUUUACACAUGGGGGGGGGGGGGGG